This is a messenger RNA of Fonsecaea pedrosoi CBS 271.37, 2130 nucleotides long. RefSeq lists its product as uncharacterized. Gene Ontology annotation, molecular function: zinc ion binding; acetyltransferase activity; DNA-binding transcription factor activity, RNA polymerase II-specific. Lineage: Eukaryota; Fungi; Ascomycota; Eurotiomycetes; Chaetothyriales; Herpotrichiellaceae. The transcript is spliced from 3 exons. The record is from RefSeq and is a predicted model, not a curated record. The coding region runs from base 1 to 2130 and encodes 709 amino acids. Gene Ontology annotation, biological process: regulation of DNA-templated transcription.
AUGGCUCCUCCUGCGAGCCAGAAUGCUUCCGAGAAUGACGUGGCGUCAAGCCCAGAUGCCAGUUCACGGGGGUUUGUGGCAGUCAAUCGCGCCUCGAGCAACGAAAGCGAUGCCUCGCUAGAUAGUCGACACUCAUCUCCACCAGACCACCUUCUCAGGGACGAGCCUGUACCUAGAAGUUCGAGCGGCACGUAUCCACCCCCGCAUAGCCAGGAACGCGCGGGCCAUAGGCGGAAGCGGUCCGGGUCUGGUGACGACGAGCCUUAUCUUGAACGGCGGCGGUAUGAGUAUAGCCCCCGGGAGGGCCCUGAACCACAACACAUGGCCAACCGGGCAUUGCGUGUCCUAGGAAGUGCUGAUCACAAUGCCACAUCUGCAUACUUUCAGAAUGAUGCAAACCAGAAUGGUCAUACGUGGCAUGCAGAGAAGCGUGCACAACCUGCCAGCUCCGUCAAUGGCCGUCGGCCCAGCACCUCCGAGUCGCAUCACGGGGAAACGUUACAGCAAGAAGCCAAUGGAACGGAGGCACAGCCCUCACAUUGGGGCUCGGACUAUCAACCUCGACCCAAUGGCCAACUUAAUCACGACCAGUAUGGUCAUCCCGAGUCAGCAACGGGCGCAUCAACGGUCGCGCCAAAAAGGAAACGUAAUUUCUCCAACAGAACAAAGACCGGAUGCAUGACGUGCCGACAACGGAAGAAGAAAUGUGAUGAAGGCCAGCCAUAUUGUAACAACUGUCUUCGAGGUGGUUUCAGCUGUAAAGGCUACAACCUGAACAGGCGGGCGAAUCCGCCCAAGCCCACACUCAAUAGAGGCCCGAUUCCAUUACAGUCCAGGGAUGGUCCUGGUGACGUGUCUGAAGCAUCACCUUAUCAGGGACCUCACAUGGAAACUCCCGGCACGAGCAAUCCUCUCAAACGUCAGGACAGUGUUCAGUCGCGACCAAGUACGGUCGGUGGUAGUGAAGGACAACACCCCGCGACGUAUGAGCUGAGUCCACAACGCAAUGAGCCAGCGACCCGACCACUUCGUCCCAACCAGCAUAACCCCUGGCCGCCCGCGCAAGGUCAAAGUUCUUAUACCUCAGAGCAUCUCCCUCCACUGUCGGAUUUGAGUCGAUCAGAAUUACAUCCAAGUGCAAACCCGCGAGAAAUGUCGCGCGUGCCACCUCAAAGUGCCGGAUACCCUCCAUCACAUGCCCCUCCCGCACCGCCGCCACCGCCGCCGCCCGCGCCUUCGAACCAAGCUCCGCUGGGACCACACCAUCAACAGCACUUUGUUCCUCAACAUGCAGCGCCCCAGCCUGUAGGUCCUAGCGUCGCUCAUCAACCGCCAGCGGGCCCGCCUCAACAGCAGUUACAGUGGCACCAGCCACAACAGCCAGCGUCGUAUGGGCAUACAUAUGGCCCUCCUCCACCGGGCCCUCCACCAGCUCAUGCUAGCGUUCCGAGUCAUACUCGAAUGACAUCCUCCAGCACCAGCUUCAAGGUAUCCGGCCAAGAAGACGUGGAGAAAUCCAAGAUGUUGAGGUCGGUCAACUAUAUCCACAUGGACCCGACAUUGGUCUAUGAGCGUCAACGUUGUGAGCGGGCCCUGCAGCGCUAUAACGCGGCGUGCCAACUAGAUAGCGGGAUAGGGGAGCAGGAGGUCCGCAAUCUGUUGAUGAAGGUGCUCGAUCCUAGCCAGGAUACGACGCAUCGAUUUCCUUCACAGUUUCACGGCAAAGGCUAUCUUGGGAUUGGGGUUAAGAUCGAGACGCCUUUCACUUGCACCUAUGGCUAUAACCUCCGAAUUCACGACGAUGUCUACGUUGGCAAGGGUUGUAACUUUGACGAUGCUGGUGCGAUUGAGAUCGGGCCUCGCACCAUCAUCGGGCCCGGCGUCACCAUCUUGACCAGCGACCACAACAAGGAUCUCGUCAAUCGCAAGGGCACCAAGGGUCUCUGGAUCGCAAACGAUGUGCUCAUUGCAGCCGGGGUCAUUAUCGGCGCCAAAGCCAUCAUCUAUCCAGGCGUCAAGAUUGAUGAAGGUGCCACGGUCGAACCGGGAGUGCUGGUUCGCGAGUCAUUGAGAACAAAUCAGAUACUUCGGGCGCCGCCGGCUCAGGUCAUCGAUCCACUUCCACACUAG